Myxocyprinus asiaticus (Chinese sucker) is the source of this 1445-nucleotide messenger RNA. RefSeq names its product survival of motor neuron-related-splicing factor 30-like. The record is from RefSeq and is a predicted model, not a curated record. Gene Ontology annotation, biological process: regulation of alternative mRNA splicing, via spliceosome; mRNA processing. Bases 142 to 852 code for a protein of 236 amino acids. Gene Ontology annotation, cellular component: nucleus; precatalytic spliceosome; cytoplasm. Lineage: Eukaryota; Metazoa; Chordata; Actinopteri; Cypriniformes; Catostomidae. The transcript has 6 exons. Gene Ontology annotation, molecular function: RNA binding.
CAAUAUAAAUACUUUUCGUGAAGGUGAGUACAUUGCAGGGAAAUAAGUGAAGGACUGCAAAUGCAAUGCCUGAAGAUUGAAGCAUCGCGAGAUUAAACGAGACUCUGGCGUCAUAUCCAGCAAGAGGUCUACACGGUGAAGAUGUCGGACGAAUUGGUGAAGCAGUUGAGCAAUUAUAAGGCUCAGCUGCAGCAGGUGGAAGCUGCGCUCUCUACAGAUCCAGAAAAUGAAGAUCUGCUUAAACUGCAGAAGGACCUCCAGGAGGUGAUUGAGUUGACAAAAGACCUGUUGACAUCACAGCCAGUGGAGGGUGUGGCCAGCGACAAAAGCUCAGAGGCAGCCGUGCCCACUCACAACUGGAGAGUUGGAGACCGCUGUAUGGCCGUCUGGAAUCAGGAUGGACAGGUGUAUGAGGCAGAGAUUGAGGAGAUUGACGGCGAGAACGGUACAGCAGCCAUCACCUUCUCUGGCUAUGGAAACGCAGAGGUGGUGCCACUUCAUGCUCUCAAAGCCGCAGAGGAGGGUGGGAGCAGGGAUGAGGAGGGAAAGCCCAAAUCCAAGAAAGAGCUGCUGGCUGAGCAGAGGGAAUACAAGAAGAAGAAGGCCCAGAAAAAAGUGCAGCGCAUGAAGGAGCUUGAACAGGAAAGAGAAGAUCAGAAAUCCAAAUGGCAGCAGUUUAACAAUAAAGCCUAUUCAAAGAAUAAAAAAGGACAGGUAAAGAGGAGUAUAUUUGCAUCUCCAGAGAGCGUGAAUGGAAAGGUUGGCGUCGGCACAUGUGGGAUCGCAGAUAAACCCAUGACUCAGUACAACGACACUUCAAAGUAUAAUGUCAGGCAUCUAAUGCCCCAGUGAUUUAUCUUGUGUCUUGUCUGUGUCCAUCUGAUACCACCCACCGAUAAAAUAAACAAGAUCCCACUCAUAGCCAAAUUCUAAACAGUUUUGAUUGGACAUGAAAUUAUAUAGUAGCACAUUUCCAGAGUAGGAAUCCCUCCCCCCCUUAUUUUUUUAUUACCAGUAAUUGUGGGUGUUUUGUCUUGGGAUGUUGGAGCUGUUCUGUACUGAAGAGUCUCUGGACAUUGUAACUAAUAAAACAUCAGAGUCUACAGAGUCGUUAGUUAAAGACCGCUCCCACAGUUCCUGUUUAGUUUUACAGGGUCUCAUCAUUCUCCCAGCACUGACUCUCUGGACAUUCAGAGGUACUGAAGAUGGAGAAAUCUGCUCUGUAGUUUUUUUUUUUAUGUGUUAAACAUAUAUAAAAUGCAUACAUGAUUUUGAAGUCUGGGAAAACUGGUGUUGUGGAACUUAAGCCGUUUUCUCUCGUGCUCUUCACGUCUAUGUGUAAUAAGCGUUCUGCUGCGGCCCAUUUUUUGUCAAGUUACUUUUCAGUUUUGUAUAUUUACAUAUUUUAGAGGAAUAAACAUUGAUUUGUUGACAUUUUUAUUUUA